Messenger RNA from Neogale vison (American mink), 504 nucleotides. RefSeq names its product ribonuclease pancreatic-like. Lineage: Eukaryota; Metazoa; Chordata; Mammalia; Carnivora; Mustelidae. Gene Ontology annotation, molecular function: nucleic acid binding; RNA nuclease activity. The record is from RefSeq and is a predicted model, not a curated record. Bases 1 to 504 code for a protein of 167 amino acids. The transcript is spliced from 2 exons.
AUGUGCCCUUUGCAAACCUCUAGGCUCUUCCAGAGGAGUGAGACCAUCAUGGCUCAGGAGAGGUUCUUCAUCCUCUUUCUACCACUGGUCCUGGUGCUGCUGGUGCUGGGCUAUGUCCAGCCUUCUCUGGCCAAGGAAACGCAGGCUGAUGAGUUCCUGCGGCAGCACAUGGACCCAGACACCUCCAAAGUCACUGCCAGCUACUGCAACACAAUGAUGAAGCUCCGGAAUGUGAUGGGUGAACCUUGCAAGCCGGUGAACACGUUUAUCCACGAGCCUCUGCGAGAUGUCCAGGCCAUCUGCCUCAAGGGAGAUGUCCCCUGUAAGAACACGAAGUCCGACUGCCACCAAAGCAGUUCCAAAAUGCGCAUCACCGACUGCCGCCUGAAGAAAGGCUCCAUAUACCCCCAAUGCGACUACGAGACCCAGCAGAAACGGAAAUACAUCAUCGUGACCUGUGAAGGGAAUCCAUACGUGCCAGUCCACUUUGUCGGUUCUGUGUAG